UCGGUAAAUGGACGUUUGAUGUGGUUGUUUGUCAAGAGUGUCCCAUUGUCUGUUUACAGUGAAUUAUUUCCCAUUACUAUAAUCCUAAUUGAAGUAAAAGGUUUUAAGGAGUAGAUGAAGGUGACAGAAUGUCUCGCAACAAAGACAAGCAUGAGGGCGCUAGCGGGCGCACUUACCACAUCAUGUCGGAGGCCGAGCGGGCGUCUGGCCGCCGCGGGGGCUGGACCACGCUUGAGGUAACAGGAGGUGUGCGCGCUCUAGCGCCUCAACUGUUCCAAUUGACGCACCUAACCGCUCUGUACCUGAACGACAACUCGCUGCAGAGGAUCCCGCCCGACAUCAACCAGUUGGCCAACUUGCACACACUGGAUAUAUCGAACAACAAGCUUAGAUCGCUGCCCGCUGAGCUCGGAGACCUUAUACAGCUCAGAGAACUGCACCUUCACAACAAUUACCUCCGAGUGCUUCCAUACGAGCUCGGCAAGCUGUUCCACCUUCAACUCCUGGGCUUGGGAGGGAACCCGCUCAGUAAAGAAAUGCUCUCGAUAUACAACGACAACAACGGUACUGCGAAGCUGCUUACGUAUAUGCUGGAUAACUUGCAAGUUUCUGCCACUCUACCGCCACAGAGGCCUUGGAUACCAUUGACCCGACCGAACAGGACGCGUCCUACUUGUAUAUUCACAGUGAUGUGUUACAACGUGCUAUGUGACAAGUACGCGACGCGACAGAUGUACGGCUACUGCCCCAGCUGGGCGCUCGAGUGGGACUACAGGAAGAAGGGCAUCCUCGACGAGAUCAGACAUUACUCCGCCGACAUCAUCAGCUUACAGGAAGUGGAAACAGACCAGUUCUACAACUUCUUCCUGCCAGAGCUGAAACAGGACGGUUACGACGGUAUAUUCUCACCCAAGUCCCGAGCGAAGACGAUGGGCGAAUCUGAGAGGAAGUAUGUCGACGGGUGCGCCAUCUUCUUCAGAUCUGCUAAGUUCGCGUUAGUGAAGGAACAUCUUAUAGAGUUCAACCAACUGGCAAUGGCUAACAGUGAGGGAUCAGAUAAUAUGUUAAAUCGUGUCAUGCCGAAGGACAAUAUAGGGCUGGCCGCCCUUAUCAAGACUAAAGAGGCGGCUUGGGAAAACGGACUACCAACAGACUCAUCAAUGCUGGGUCAGCCUAUCCUAGUCUGCACAGCUCACAUCCACUGGGACCCUGAGUUCUGCGACGUGAAGUUGAUCCAAACGAUGAUGUUGAGCAACGAGCUGCGCACGAUACUGGACGACUCGGCGCGCACGCUGCGGCUAGCGGGGCAGCGGGAUAACGUGCAACUGUUGCUGUGCGGGGACUUCAACUCGCUGCCUGACAGUGGUGUGGUGGAGUUCCUAUCCUCCGGCCGCGUGUCUUCGGAGCACCGCGACUUCAAAGAGCUCGGGUACGCGGGCUCGCUGCGCCGCAUGGCGGGCACGGAACAUGAGUUCACGCACAACUUCAAGCUGGCCUCCGCCUACAGCGAGGAUAUUAUGCCCUAUACUAAUUAUACGUUUGACUUCAAGGGUAUAAUCGACUACAUAUUCUAUAGUAAGCAAUCAAUGACUCCCCUGGGUCUGCUGGGCCCGUUGUCGCAGGACUGGUUCAGAGAGCACAAGGUCGUCGGCUGUCCACAUCCGCACAUACCUUCAGAUCACUUCCCUCUGUUGGUUGAGUUGGAAAUGUCGCCGACUGCCAACUCGAACUCCAACGGACUCAUCGGGCGCAGGUAGCACGCGCCGCGCCGCGCUCGGCGACACCACUAGCCCGCCAGCCACCAGCCACGUAGCCACGUAGCCACCCGGCCACCGGCCACCAGCCACCCAGGCAGCGACCGCGCGACACAACUUUUCAUGAAGAACAGUGUUGCUAGUUUUGAAAUAGGAACUCUAAUGAUUUGACACUUCGCGGUUGUGUGGCUGAAUGCAUGUUUGUAGAAGAAGGGUUUAUGACCUUAAGUUGUUUAUGGUACCUACAUUUUAUGGCUAUUUGAAGUGUGACCUUUUUCAUCUGCAAAAGUAAUGACUUUGUUUUUAAGUUGUUAUUUUUUGGGUUAUCAAACAAAAACUAUAACUUUUGACAAAUGAGCUUCAGGUCUUUUCGCCAUUCUUCUACAGAUAUAAUGACAGUUAUUGGCGAUUUAACAACAAAAGUGUCUCCAUAAUCGUAUAUUCGCCAUCUGCUAAGAAAAGUCAGUCAUAUAACUGCAGAAGUCUACUCUACAUUAAAAUAAAAUUAAAAAAUAUUUUUCAAAGCGCUAGGAUUUGUACGCGGUGUUUGAUAAGUACUAGUGAAUAGUAAUUUAAAUAAUUAAUUACCCAAUUUCAACAUCUUGACUACUACUUUAUCAAAAUCGCUUCAAUUCUAGCGUUUGGAAACAUUAACCGACCAAAUAGUAUUACCCGGUUUCGGGAACUAUAACACCAAAAGUUUGCGAAUGUCAACAUCUAUCUUAUUUAGAACAAAGAGUUUCGUGCAUAACUUUGAGUAAUUGGUCGAAAUUUUGCAAAAUUAGCUUUCAACUAUAUUAUCUAUUGUUAAUUCCUGUUUCAAGCCGCUAUAACGCGGUUUAAUUUCAAACCUACAACACCAAAAUAUCAAUGUUCAGUCUAAAAAUAAUCUUUACAAAUAUCAGUAACUAGCUUAUGAAUCGUUUAUGUACAAAAUAACUUAGUCUUAAGUACUUACUUAAAAUCAUCUCAUAGUGUACUCAGCGUUGUUUUUGUUAUGUCGCACGGUUGACACGGUACGUCUCCCGAUCCGACGUUACUUUAAUAGUUAGUCUUUUCAAAUCGAAGACUGCCACUCUAUUUAUUAUAAACGACAUUUUUGCACUAAAAUGUUCCAAAAAUGUCGCUUAACACAAAUAGAAUGGAAGCCUUCGAAGUGUAUUUUGUAUACCGUUGCAGAUGAUACCGAACGUCGUUUUCUCUUCACUGGACUAUUUACUACGUGUAGUUUACUCGUUAGUUCACCUAGCACUUGAAACUGUCUCGAAAUUUUGUUUUUUGCUCAAUAUCUAGACGUUAAAAUAACCCUCUGUAGACAGCUUCAGAAGUUGAUUAGUUAAAGCAAAUUAGAUUUUACUAUAGUUAAAUGAACGAAAUAUUUUAGAGAAAAUAUAUAUUAUAAUCGAUCGUCUCUGUUCAAUACCGCUGAAUAUCGUGCUUUAGAGGUGUCAGGACAUGAUAUAUUUUUAUAUAUUAUCUUGUAGGCAAUAUGGACACUGCCAACGUAUGAUAUACCUCGGAGAGUACAAAGCGGAGGGAUGUGCGCGAGUGUACAGUGUUAUGGACGGUGUACCUCGUGAUGUACACUUGUGUACAGCACUAUGUACAGUGUUCGUCGUACUGUACACACUCGUGCAGCCACAGCGGCGCGUUGUUGCAACUAGUUAAAGCCUUUACGUUUCAGUGAACAGAUUACGGACCCUAGAUUAGUAUUAUAUUAGUUAGAUGCAUGGAAAUUUAAACACGAACGCCUUUCACGUUUUUCGGAAUGAUCGUGACAUAGUUUAGUGCGUGACGAAUGACAGUGCAAUUGUUUAUAACGAAAUCUGAAUAAUAAAAUUAUAUAAUUGUAAUUAUGAAUAUUGAUUCAGUAAAAUAUGAAUGAACUAAAAUGAGACCUACGCUUAUUGUGUCAAUAAAAUUGUAUGGAAGAAUAGUAAAGAUAAAUAUUUUUUCAGUCGAUUACGACAGCAAUUUUACGCUUAGUUUUUCGAUGUAUUAUACUAUACAGUUGAGGAAUACAAUGUAACUCAUUAAUGUUGUCUGAAGAAAAAUAAAAGACCUAAGUAGUAGAGGGCGCCACUCUAGAUGUGUCUCAAUUUAUAUCUGCAUAUUCAAUGUAUCUGGCGUCGAUAAGGUUUUUUAUUUUUCACGUAUUAUGUACCACAGGAUUAUAAUAUCAUGUUCGAAAUUAAAAAAAAAUAAAACAUUUUUUGUGUGAAUGUUUUAAACGUCCAUUUACCAAUUAGUAAAAAUUCCUCCACUGUAUAAUAUUUAGAUAAUAUUUUUGGGAUGAUAAUGCAAUGUUCGUGUCUGUGUUGUGGUGUGGGUAGGAGGGAACAUUCCCUCUCGCCCUCACUUGUACUGUGAGGAUCAGUGAGACUAGAGUUCUGUGUAGGCACGCUUUGUAUUUAACUAUAUCGUGUUGUUUAGACGUUACUGUGCGUUUCGCGAUCAAUAAUGACUAUGGAAUGCUCUAGAAAGUUCUAUGUAUAGCUACUUAAUUUGAAUCUUCGAAGUUCGCUACUAGUGUCUGUGCAUACGCGAGGCAGUAAAUGGCUGACUUCAGAGGAGUAAAGUUGUAUGAAGCUGUGCAGCUUUUGCUUUAAGGUGGCCGAUGAUCAGGCCAGUUGAACGCCAUUAAUCAGCUACGAGUUACUUAGUGGUGCAUUUAACUUUGAGCAUACCAUGAUAUGGUUAUGCCGUGUUCGCUCGUCUCGGCGUGUGACGAGUGAAGUCGCAGGUACCGUACGUGUGACGUCACACAACGCGACAUCGUUAGUACUUCCAGGGCCGGGUUGUAACAUAGCUAUCAUAAAUCUUUAAUAAUCGAAUAGAAUAUUUGAAUUAUUUUUGAUACUUAAUUAUCUAUUAUAAAGUUUUAUAUAGACCAUUGUUAAUCUAACACUGCCUACGAAGAACAUCACUGGUGUGCAAUAAAUUUUAGAAUAUCUUAAGUGAUGUGAUAUAGUGUUGUUUCAUAAAUAUAUUACCUGACACGUGAGUCUCUGCGUCGGACAAACAACUUGUUGUCUCAGGCUUCCAUCCGAGUACCUGCUGGAGUAUGUACACAUAGUGAUGUUUAGGUUCAUUCUAUUUUAUUUGAAUAGGUCUCUGCGUGUCCAAUGCAGUCCUUUACAAGAAGUUUGGUGUAAAACUGAAGCAAUCCAAGCAAUAGUAAUUAAUAAUAGUAGCAUUGAAUAUAAAGACAUUGUUGAGUCGGUGAUGUCUGCUGAGUGCCUUUAGUAGUGAGGUGCUGAGCGUUGUGUCCACAGCAACAGUUGCAUUCGUUUACUUAGCUAGGAUCGUGUUCCCCUCUGUUAGAGUCCAGUUGUCCGUUUGUAGGCCGCAUUGUUUGACUCCAGUACUACGUAAACUUCUUGCGCGAAGGCUGUCUCACUGAUUCGUGAGUGUUAUUAAGUGGUUUAGGCAUUAGAUGGCAUUUCUAUCGGUAUUGUAGACUCGAUGACGUUCGGUUCGGUUGGCGCGGUGCAGUCGCGUGGCGUUGAACAAAAGUAGAGCGGCGGCCGCUAGGUCGGAGUUAGGUUUUAAUUGUGACAAUUGUAGCAACAAACUACUCAGCGAGACUUGUAUACCCUCCCUCUAUCUUCCUUCCCCGUAAGUUUAUUAACGUCUGUCUGCGUAUGUAAGUGGAGAGUUGUGUAGCUUAGUGUAAGUCUUGAGUUUUAUACGAAUGGUCUCCUUCGCGGGUCCGUCGCCGGACGCCCCCCUCCUAGCUGUAAGUAGGUUAUGUUAUGUGACGAUCGAGACCCUCCCCUAUUACAUGUUCGGAUUACGUAUCAUUGUUACUAUUCACAAAAUAACUAUCGUUAGUCGGUAAGGCGUUUCAUUUGGUUCUGUCGAAACAAUUCAGUAUUCACGUCGUCUCACGAGAGGGCCGAUCAAAAAUUGCGAAACGAUGUUAGAUGCAUUUUAUUUUUAGUUUUAGUAAGUUUUUUAAUUGAUGUUCCGGGGGCGUCCGACGGUGGCCCGCUCCACUCUAGUAAUAGCGGGUAUAGCAUACUGGCGUAGUACAAAUGUUAGUGUGAGUGUCGAUGUUAGCGCGGCCGCGUCGCGCCGCUCGGCUCGCUAGUCAGGCGGCGGCGCGGCGGCGGCGGCCCGGCUCGGUGUCGGCUCGCCGGCCGCUUGCGGUCCAGCUCUUGCGCAAUGUUCUCGUUGUGAAGCGUUAGUUGUUUCAUCGGAAUAAGUAGUGAUAUUUACAAAAAAAAAAUCACCUAUAUUAUAAACAAAACUAUUUGGACCACUGCAUAGUUGUAUCUACGCUUAUUUUUUGUCAUCUCCAUUGGAAUAAUUUGUAUCGAAUAAUUAAUUGAUUUUGAAUAUUUUUAUUCAGUAUAUUAUAUUAUUAUGACUAUUAUGUAUAUCAACGACAGGUGCUGUUGUAUUUAAUUUUUAAUGUUACUAAUGUGAUUGUGAUAGGGAUACGUCUCUCUUGUAAUCUAUCUGAUGUAUUGUGAAGAAAAAUUAAGCCAAAUCAUAAAAAGGGUAUAUUGAAUUAUUACUUUUAGGAUAAAUGGAGUUAAAAUGAAGUUUUAUACGAAUCAAAUUUUACUACUGACGCUGUAUAAUUUUUCUAAGUACAGUAGAUUUAAAAUCAUAUCAUGAUGAUCUUGUUCUAGUACUCGUGUAAAUUAAUGUAGGUUUAAGACUGUUGAGUGACGCGUUGGAACUGGUUCGCGGCGUCAGAGCACAAACUAUCACCAGUCGUUACCUAAGUCUAGCGUAUAUUAAUAUCUAUUUACAUUGCCGCGGAACGGUCUCAACGCACAUUAUCCAAUUUGCCUUCAUCGCACGUAACAAUUUCAAAUGUUAAAUUUAAGUUAACAUGAGUAUUCGAAACGAUCUAAUGUUUUCUCUUUAAAAAUAUCCACAAAUAGAUUUUUAAAAUAGUAGUGAGUAUUUUUGCAUUUACAGUGUUGAUAUCUUAUGAAGCAUAAUAACUAGGACUACGUACAGUCGACCUCGGAACAAUAGCAAUACAAUAGGACAACAAUUAUCUGCUAAGAUUUGGCUUUACAUGAUUCUGUAUUCUGAGUUAUACUUACGCGACAACCAUUACUCUAUUCGUACAGUCGUGCAGAGCUACGCGCUUGCACAUUAUUUAUUAAUUAGUAUUGAUUGAACAACAUGUUUGUAAGGGUGUUCAGCUAUACAUAGAAUGCAUAUUUCUAAGUUUGUUGAACCGUUACAGAAUUGUUCUACUCCAUACCAAUUUAGAAAUAUGCAACAUUGUACGCCUGAACACGCUCACAGACACGUAUGUAAGUUUUAUGCAAGUUUUUAGUCUGUUACAUAAGUUUCACAGUAUUGAAUGAAACCAAGAGAACACAACCACGAUGCGUAAGUAUCGCUUAUGAAUAAUCUAGAGCUUUAUUGCAACAAGUUUAUCUUAUUUGUAGAACAUAUAUGAUCUCUUUAUUUUUAAUAGAAUUUUGAUGGACAUUUUUACUUAAUAGUUGUAGCAGUGUGUAGCGUUGAAAUAGGAAUUUAUAUCGCACAUUACAUUUGUUAUAUUCCACUGUAAGUAUAUUUAUUAAUUUACAAAAACUGAUGCCAUCCAAAAUUGUGACAAGCACUUUUUGUUCGUGUCGUUGAAACCUCUCCGCGCUUAAUCAUUAUAGAAUCUUUUUAAUUACAUAUUACAAUAUCGUGCUAUUGAUUAUUCCUUUUGGAAUCAUUUUUUUAUUUGUACAUAUUUGUAUCAUAUCCUGACUGUCUCUUAGUGUAAAUAUUCAAACGUUAUGUUUGUACAAUCCUGUUAGUUCUUCAACGGGAGGCUUCAACGAUGCUGCUAAGUUUUGGAUAGUGAUUCGAAUUAACCACGAGAAGCCUUCAUGUUGUGUGUAUAUUUAAUUUGUAAAUAUGUAAUUUCGAUAACAAUUAAUGCUAAACAACGAGCGAGCCGUCGCAUAUUGUCAGCCGUUUGGACUUCUGCGCACACUGAACCCGACAGACACAGCUACGGAACACUUAGCUUCACUUAGUUACGUGAACGCACAUUCAUGACAGACAUUCCACAGGCACCGAAUUAGCUCAAUAUGAAAGACUGUUCGAGACUUAUAAAAAAAAGAAUAUCAUGAUAAUUAAAAAUAUUUUCUGAAGCACCUUAACGAGUUUACAAAAUGUGUUUUAUGGUGAUUUAAUGAUAAGAUCGCAAUGUUUAACUCACUAGUAUGUAAGGACAAAUGCUUUACGACUCUGUGAUAGACAAUACAAAUUUACCUGAGAGACACCAUAGGCAUUUAUGAGAAAUUUAGACGAAUCGUCAUAUGGAAAUGGAAUGUAACAUAUACUCUCAGAUUUAGAAACGGACACCGCUUGCCUUUGUGAACAUCUUUAGGACCACACUGACAUUGAACUGAUUAACGUUGGAUAAGUGAAACACGAAUAUUUUGACUCUUGAUACUCUUCAAACAUCACAUACACUUGACUCACAGGAACAAUCGGUGUUUGUUUCGACUAUAAGUGUAAUAAAAGAUCUAUAAAAGUACAAAGCGUAUGUGCAGAAGUUCGGUCGCGGCUCGAUUCUGUGUUCGAGCGGUAAAGUGCGUACGUAUGUGUGUGUGCUUGUAUGUGCCGGCUGCGGCAGUUGUUAGUGUGUGCGGCCGCGCGGCCCGCGUCUCGCUGUUCUGUUUGUUGAUACAUUAUGUAUAUUUGAAGGAAUCAAAAAUUAUAAGAUGAAUUUUA
Messenger RNA from Helicoverpa zea (corn earworm), 8462 nucleotides. It is a transcript of the gene twin, whose product is annotated as CCR4-NOT transcription complex subunit 6. Gene Ontology annotation, molecular function: protein binding; poly(A)-specific ribonuclease activity. NCBI's taxonomy places the organism in Eukaryota, Metazoa, Arthropoda, Insecta, Lepidoptera, Noctuidae. Gene Ontology annotation, cellular component: cytoplasm; nucleus; CCR4-NOT complex. The transcript has 12 exons. Gene Ontology annotation, biological process: nuclear-transcribed mRNA poly(A) tail shortening. The record is from RefSeq and is a predicted model, not a curated record. The coding region runs from base 129 to 1757 and encodes 542 amino acids.